AUGUUAGCCAAGUUUUAAACUAGUUUUAUUACUUUAUCGAAGCAUUAAACGAAGCUGUACCCUGCCCUCAACAACUCAGUCCUCUGUGCAAACCCUCCCUAAACCCUGCUGCCUUCAACAACAACAACGCUGACGAGGAAACGUCUCAUUUCCUAAGAAUCAAAAGCGAAAGUAAAGCAGACAGCAGACGAGCCAGGCCGGCCAACAUGGCUGACGCGUAUUCAUAUGCUCUGCUCGUCGAACUCGGAGAAAACAAAGUACCAAGACUUAAAACCAAGUUAGUGAAGUACUUCCAGAGUAAGAAGUCUAACGGGGGAGACUGUGAGGUGGACUAUGAACAUGGCAGCAAGACUGCGAUGCUGCGCUUCCGCCAAGAGGAGGACCAGCAAAAUGUCCUGGCGAAGGAGGGUCACCAGAUACGUCUGGACAAGGGCGUGUUGAAUAUGACAGUUCACCUACUUCCAGAUACAAUAACAGAGCAGGAAGCUCCUUCUGAUGAAGUCGCCAAGAAACGUUUUCGCCCCUGCCCCUCAAACAGCCUGAGCACGCCACUGUUCCAGUCCUUUAAGAUGGCAGCUACAACACCAUGCUUUGGGUCAUCUCAUCCAAGAAAGGCAGAUGUUGCUGAAAAGAAACAACCUGACACUGAAGAAGCCAAACCUGCACCCGAACUUCAGGCUGAGGUCAAAGGCAAAGAUGAUGAGACCCAAGAUGAAGAGCUCUGCUCCGGGCUGGCUAUUAUAGAAAAUAUACCAAAUGAAAUGAACCAGGAGUAUUUGGAGAUGCUGGUUGAAAACGUUUUCAGAGAUUAUGACUUUCCAUCCAACUCAGAAAGCUUCGUCAUACAAGUCAUUCCUAGCAUCUCCUCUGCCGUGGUGACUUUCCAGAGAGGAAAAGAAAACAGUUACUUUGUGACAAGUUGCCCUCAUAACAAAAACUUCAUAAAGAAGGGACUUACAGCUCGGCCUCUUGAAGUCACAAAGCAGGCCUUAGUGGACGACGUGAAAACUGUCAGUGAAGAGAUCCUCAAUAUGUACUUUGAGAAUGAAGGAGGGGAUGUUGAAAAUGUGGAGUUUAAAGAAGAGGAACAGUCUGCCAUCAUUACGUUCAAAGACCCAAAAGCUGCUCAGAAAAUCUUGAAGAAGAAGACGCAUCAUAUCAGUCGGAAAGAGAUCAAAGUUUAUCCUUUUUACAAGUCACUGGGAAUAGCCCUCUAUGGCACAGACACACCUUCAAUCAAACUCCCUGCUGCUAUCUCUGAACCCAUUGACGAGGCUCUCUGGAGAUACCUGAGUGACAAUCAGUCAGAAGUAGAGACUAUUCGAAAUCAGCUGAAGGACCACUUCUGCGAGCUCAGUCUCAACCAAUCCACUAUAAGCCUGAGCCCUGUCCCUUCUCUACUGCAAGAAAAGGAUGCCAAAGACGCCAUCAAAGAGUGGAGUGACACUGUAAAGUCAGCCAUUGUACAAGCUCUGUUACGAUUCAGAUCCCUGAGGCUUCAGCCUGAGCCAACGAAAUGGGUAGAGUCUGUGACGAAGAUCAAACAGACGCUACUGAACGAGGAUGUAGCUGUCGUUCCUGAUGAAGCCUGUGGUGUCUUAACAGUGGUUGGCCUCGUGGCUGACAUCAACAGACUAGAGCAAACUCUGAAUGAAGUCAUCAACACGAUCAUCAAAAGGGCGCAGAGAGAGACAUUAAGUGUAACCCAAAAGAUCAAAAUGGCCCCGUCCAUAUUCCACAUCCUGUUUCAAGAUGGUCUUCAGGACAAACUGCUUGGUGUGUACCCAGAACUGAAAAUGUCAUUCAAGAAAGAGACCGCAGAGUUAAUUGUAACUGGCUUCAAUGAUGAGAUUUUGACUGCAAGUAGAGUUAUAUGUGAAGCAACAGUUGCAUUAAAACGACAACAUUUAGACAUAGAUAAAUUUGUCCUUGACUUUUUGAAGCAUGAAGAACCUGAGAAACUUACAGAUGCUCUCCUCACAUCCAACGGGAUGAAUGCAGCAUUUGAGAUCGCCGCAACAAGGGUUCAGUUGUUAGCUGUUUCUGACAGAGAUCUAACUGAGGCUGAGGAUCAUCUGAGAAAGCUGCUAGUGUCUAAAUACAUCGAUGUUGAGGACAGGAAUGUCCUGACGAAGCAAGAGUGGAAGGACCUGGUCAGUAAAUCGGAGAAUACAAGGAACAAGCCGCUGAGAACAAUUCAAAUCUGUGCUGAUGGUCAAAAAGUUGUGGUGUCUGGCUACAAUGACAGAGUCGAACAAGUUAGCAGUGAACUUGAAAACUUCCUAACGCAGAAUGCAGAAGUUGAGGAAACUGUUAGUGUCAAGCCCAAUGAAAAAGUUGAGUACAUUCAAAAAGUUGGGACAUCUUGGCUGGGCAAAGUGGGCGACAGAGUGGUGCUCAGCUACAAAAAGGAGGCCAUCUGUGUGAGGGGUUGCAGAGUCCAUGUCACAGAAUGCAAGACCUUGCUUAAAAAAUAUGUGUCUUCCUUGGUCUUUGAACAUUUCAAAGUCUCCAAGCCUGGAAUGAAAACCUUCUUUCAGGAAAAAGAAGCUAUGUAUCUGCCCUCCAUCUGGAAUGAAACCGGCUGCCUUGCCCAACUAGCUGAUGAGACCAGUGAUGGACAGGAUGACCUCAGACAAUAUCCAAAGCCUGUGUGUCAGCUUCAGACACCUGAUGGAGUGCAGAUAACUGUUUGCAAGGCAGAUUUAUGCAGCUACCCAGUGGAUGCAGUAGUUAAUGCUUCUAACCAGAAUUUGACACUCAAUGGAGGUCUUGCGGGAGCACUUCUCGUGGCUGCUGGCCCUCAGUUGCAGCAUGAAUGUGACAAAGUGAUCAAAUUAAAAGGACAACUCAAACCAGGGGAUAGCGUCAUAACAGGAGCAGGUGGGCAGCUGUCCUGCAAAAAAAUAAUCCAUGCAGUGGGACCCGUGUAUGACUCAGCCAACCCCCCAAAGGUCCUGGCACAGUUGAAAAAAACUGUCAAAGCAAGCUUAGAGCUUGCAGAAAAGAACGGCUGCAUCUCUGUGGCUCUGCCUGCCAUCAGCAAAAACCAAGGCUUUCCUCUCAACACAUGUGCGGACACUAUCAUCAAAGCAGUGAAAGAAUACUGUGAUGAAAAAUGUGACAACAACACCCUGAAGAAAAUCCAUUUGGUCAACAGUGAUGACAGUGCGGUUGGAGCUAUGGAGUUAGCUGUCAAAAAGGAGUUUGGAAGCAGUGGUGUCAUUCAGUCUCCAAAAACUCCCAUUAUCAAACCACCUGUGCCACUGAAACCUUCUGGAGCGGACCCAUAUUGCUUUGGCAAAGUGCAGACCAAAGAGGGAUUGCACAUCACACUUAUGAAAGGAAAUAUUGAGAAUGCCACGACGGAGGUGGUUGUGAAUACUGUGUCCACAGACCUUGAUCUAAGAAGGGGUGCAGUUUCAAAUGCAAUCUUCAGAAUGGCUGGGCAAAAUCUUCAGCAGCUGGUACAGGCAAAAAAUAAGACUGCAGAUGUCGGUGAGGUCAUUGUUACAGCAGGCUGCAACCUGAAGAGUAAACUCGUCUUUCAUGCUGUUGCACCACAUUGGGACAAAGGCAAAGGCACAUGUGACAAGACCUUGAAGGACAUUUUCAGUGACUGCUUGGGCAUAGCAGAGGACAGCGGUCUUACCUCCAUAUCCCUUCCUGCUAUCGGCUCUGGGAACCUUGGCUUCCCAAAAGACCUCGUAGCGUCACUGUUGUUGAAAGAAAUCAUAGAGUUCAGCAGUAAGAUAAAACCUAAGCACCUGAAGAAGGUCGUGAUCAUCCUUUACCCAGCAGACACAAACACUAUCCAGGCUUUUACCGGUGAAUUCAAGAAGCAGUUCCCAGGUGCUUCAGGUGGUGCAGCCUCAGGUGGUGCAGCCUCAGCAGCCUCAGGUAGUGCAGCCUCAGGUGGUGCAGCCUCAGCAGCCUCAGGUAGUGCAGCCUCAGCAGCCUCAGGUGGUGCAGUCCCUGUUGCUGCAGUGCCAACAAGUUCCACACAAAGUUCAGGUCCCUUCUCCAAAGUUGUCUCAGGUUCAGGAAUACAUGAGACCAAAAUGGGGAGUGUGGUUGUGCAGGUGGUAACAGGAGACAUAACAAAGGAGACCAGUGAUAUUAUUGUCAACUCCAGCAACGACCAUUUCUCCCUGAAAACAGGAGUAUCAAAGGCUAUCCUGGAAGCAGCUGGGCAGGCUGUUGAAACAGAAUGCAACACUCUUGGUGCCCAGCCCAACACAGGCAUGAUAAUGACUCAGCCUGGCAACAUCAAGUGCAAGAAGAUCCUCCAUUUAGUCGGGAAGACUGACCCAGUUCAAAUCAACGCGGUUGUGAAAAAUGCACUUCUACUGAGUGCAAAAACCUUGUACACUUCUGUCUCAAUUCCUGCAAUUGGCACAGGUCAAGGCAAUGUAAAUGCAAAGCAGGUUGCAGAUGCCAUGUUGGACGCAGUGAUUGAUGUGUUGAGACCUAACACUCCCACCACUUUGAAGACAAUCAGAAUAGUUAUCUUUCAGCCGCACAUGUUAACAGACUUCUUCAGCAGUAUGCAAGAAAGAGAAGCAAAAGCAGCUGCACCUGAACCCCCUAAAGACAAAGGAUGGUCCUGGGCAGAGAUCGGCUCCAAAUUCAAGACAUUCUUUAGUGGUGAAAAGCCACAGAAAGGGGAUUUUGUUAUUGAGCCUCUGGCAGUGGUUCCCCUAUGCUUCAACAUCUGCAGUGAAUCACAGGCUCGUGUAGACUCAGCCAAGAAGUGGAUCAGCGACCUGAUCUCCAAAGAGUACACCAACGACACCUUUUCAGACAGCGCCAUCCUUAACUUCUCUGACGAAGACCAUCAACAGCUUGUUCACAUCCAGAAGACUGUUAGGGUGAGCAUAAGGAUUGAAAGCAAGAAUGGCCAGGCCUCCAUCAUCAUCGAGGGGCCCAGCAAGAACGUGCUCAAAGCCAGCAACAUGAUCAAUAAGAUGGUGAGGAACACCAGAGACGAGGAAGACAUGAAGAACAAAGUGACAAUGGCCGAAUCAGUGGCAGAAUGGCAGUACCAGCAGCCAGGGCUUCAGUUUCAGAGUUUUGAUCCAAAGAACAACUUCAAGCUGGAGGAGGCGUUGACCAGGAAGCUACAAAGUGUAAAAGUGACUGUGCAGGGUCAAGAAUACACCGUCAAAAUGCCAAGUGGACCUGGAACUAAUAGUCAAGGAUGCACCGUAGAGAUAAAGCGGAUUGACAAACUAAAAGAUGAAGACUUCCCUGAUUUCUGGGACCCCAUUCCAGCCAACCAAACAUGCCUGGCUGUCACCAUCCAGCCGGGGACCACGGAGCACACUAAAAUCCUCAAUAUGUUCCAAGCAUCAUGCAAGCUUAAUGUUAUUCAGAUCCAGAGGAUCCAAAACAUUGUGCUGUGGAAGGGCCUGCAGAUAAAGAAGCUUGACAUGGAGCGGAGGAAUGGCCAUCAGAACAACGAGAAACAACUUUUCCACGGCACCAGCGAAGACACUGUGGGCCACAUCAAUGAGUUCGGCUUUAACCGGAGUUUCGCAGGAAAGAACGCGGCCUGUUAUGGGAAUGGCACAUACUUUGCAGUGAAUGCCAGUUACUCUGCCAGCAACACUUACUCCAAGCCAAACCAGAACCAGGAGAAGUUAAUGUACCUCUGCCGAGUGCUCACUGGCGAUUUCGCCCUUGGCCAGCAAAACAUGAUCCAACCUCCGUCGAAGGGUUCUGCUUCUGUUCAGAAGUAUGACAGUGUUGUGGACAACAUGGGAAAGCCCAACAUGUAUGUCGUCUUCCAUGACAGCCAUGCCUAUCCUGAAUAUCUAAUUAAAUUCAAGUAACAUAUCUGUGCUCUGAGAUUACAAACACGAAAAGCCUUGUAUUUGACACUGCCUCACAACAUUAUAUCAAUCUUUGCUUUUGAUUUCACUGCUUCUACCUAAGAUGUUUGUUUUUUAGCUUGAAACAAGUUUCCUUGUAUAUUAACAGUUAUUUAUAGAUUACAAACAGCACAUAAUGAUCAGAGGUGUCUAAUGCGGGUGCAAACCAUCCAGUGCCUUGGAAAGAUUUUUGUGAACAUACUAAAGAAUAAUCAUGCCAGAGACCUUUUCAAACACUGUGGUGCACUGUACAUGGUACUCAGAGUUUACAGGUCCUGGGAGGCUUCUGGAAAGGAACUACUCUUCUAGGAAGUCAUGUGAUGCAUGUGCUUAUUAGGCUAACAGUCACUCUGGUUUAGAAACGAAAUUGAAAGUUAAAUGCAGGUCCAGUGAAGAGGCCUGUACAAAUACAAGUUGUGUGUCGAAUCUGUUUCUGUAUUUUUCAUUCAGAGUAUUACCCGAUCUUAAAGUUCAGUUGAGUGAGUAGUUUUCACAUGAAGAUGUAAAGUCUGAACAGAAACCUGUUUAUUAUGUGGCAAUAUAUUCAAACUAAUAAACUGUGUCUGUAACACACUCGUUCAAUCACACAUUUAUUCAAAAGACAACGUGGAAAGUAAGUAGUCGACACUAACACGGUCAUAUCACUAAAAAGAUCUUCAAAAUGUUCAGCUUGUCUCCUACUAUAAGGUAUACAUCGUAUGUUAUGAGAUUUCUCUUAUCAUGCAACGUUAAGAUGGUGGACAUUUACUAGAAACACACCCACUUCAAAGGGAGCUGAUUUCUAAGGUGUAGGCCCAACCUCAAUGUCCACCCUCACACACUCAUUGACUGAGGCGCGUUCCCGCUAAGUCCCUGAGGGCUUAGUAAGGGCUGUCCCACUGUCAAAUCUUCAAGUGUGUGAGGGAUCUCUCACUGAUUUUUUGAGCCCUUUAUGCCCCCUUUCAGUUAGUGGGCAUUAUUGCAGACUUAGUGUAAGGGAAUUACCCAUAGUUCAUAGCAUCACCCUUCUAUGCUCGCUGUCAUUAUCCUCCACGUGUAGUAUAAUUUAUAUAUUUAUAGCCUAUUUAUAUUUUAAAUUGUGUGGUUAAGCAGUCUGUGCGGUCAGAGCCUGGAUCACAUGAGAAUCAGGCAGUCAGUCCUUUAAGUGCCUUGAAUUUGAGAAAAGUAAAAAAUGUGCAAUUAAAAUAACUAAUAUUCCUGAGGUGAGCUGGUGACGUCUUGCGGGUCACGUGAGAAGUUGCAAAGUGCUGAGCCCUUACAGCCUGCUGCCCUCAAUCACUUUACAACUGACUUCAGUCAAGUCAAACAGGGCUCAGGGUUUAGGGUUUAGGGCUUAGGGAGGACAUUGAGAUUGGGCCGUACUCUCAGAUUGUUGCAGUUGAUGAUGAAUUCACUUCUAUCAAAACUAAAUGUGAAAAUGAAUGAAAUGUGAACUUGACAGGAUUGGUGGACAGGUGCAUUAAAAACAUUUACUCCUUCA
Notolabrus celidotus (New Zealand spotty) is the source of this 7353-nucleotide messenger RNA. RefSeq names its product protein mono-ADP-ribosyltransferase PARP14-like. The transcript is spliced from 18 exons. Gene Ontology annotation, cellular component: cytoplasm; nucleus. Bases 207 to 5834 code for a protein of 1875 amino acids. Lineage: Eukaryota; Metazoa; Chordata; Actinopteri; Labriformes; Labridae. Gene Ontology annotation, molecular function: NAD+ poly-ADP-ribosyltransferase activity; transcription corepressor activity. Gene Ontology annotation, biological process: negative regulation of gene expression. The record is from RefSeq and is a predicted model, not a curated record.